Recurvomyces mirabilis is the source of this 888-nucleotide messenger RNA. RefSeq lists its product as uncharacterized. The coding region runs from base 1 to 888 and encodes 295 amino acids. The transcript is spliced from 3 exons. NCBI's taxonomy places the organism in Eukaryota, Fungi, Ascomycota, Dothideomycetes, Mycosphaerellales, Teratosphaeriaceae. The record is from RefSeq and is a predicted model, not a curated record.
AUGCCCAGCCUCACAGAACUGAUACAAGUCAUCGCCCCCGACCGUGAAGAAGAACCCGAAGACAUCUUCGCAUCGGCGCCUGGUCUAAUCUUCCCGGACGAUUUGCUGAACCACCACGGCGAUGCCGAGUCCACCAUAGUCUACAAGAGCCGGCGCUUCGGCGAUAUUGAGUUGACAGUAGCGGAUCCACAGGGUGAAGAUGAGAGGCAGUUGUUUAGUCAUUACUUGUGGAAUGCUGGGGUGAAGAUGGCGGAGCUUGUGAGUGGUGCUGAUGAUGCGGGUGAAGCGGAGGGAGAAGAGGGAGGGAAGGGGCGGAAGUGGAGUGUCAAAGGCCAGACAGUGCUUGAGCUUGGAGCAGGUGUUGGUCUGGGAGGCAUAGUCGCUUCACUAGCUGGUGCGAAGGAGGUCGUCAUAUCAGACUACCCAGCACCGGUCGUGCUCGAGAACGCUCGAAAGAAUGCUACUAAGGCUAUACCACAAGAUCUAAGCCAUGUGUACCACAUCGAAGGUCACGAAUGGGGAGACUUCAGCACCUCCUUUGCGGAAUCAAACAAACAGCACUUCACGACGAUUCUCGCAGCAGACUGUCUCUGGAUGCCGCACCAACAUGUCAACCUCAUACACUCAAUGCUACAUUUCCUGACUCUCAACCCAACAGGCCGGAUCUUCGUGCUCGCAGGUUUCCACACUGGACGAGCGAAACUAGCUGCUUUCUUCGAGACGGCUGUAGAGCAGAGUUUGAUGGUGGAAGAGAUUUAUGAGGAGGAUUCUGACGGUGCACGACGAGAGUGGCAACCUGAGCGGGAUGGUGGGCGAGAGGAUCCGACGGGGCGGAAGAGGUGGUUGGUUAUUGCUCGGUUGAAGCGGAACGAGCACGAGGAUGGCUAG